GCCCAGAGAAUGUCCAGCCCCAGCAUAAAGGUCCCGGUGUCCAUGAGCUUCUGUCAGUCUGGAGGCCACACCGUGCACAAUGAGCACCUCUCGGGCACCCAGGAUGGGGUGUGUGGGAGGGCACGGGCUGAUGGCUUUGCUGCUGGCCAGUCUCAUUCUACCAGGAACCUUGGCAAAGAGCAUCAGGACCCUCUCAGACCCCUGUAAGGACCCCACGAGGAUCACCUCUUCCAACAACCCUUGUGUCAUUGGAAAGGCUGGCUCCAACAGCCUCAGCAGCCACGGUGGAUCCAGCAGUUCCCAGGGAGGUUCUUCAGGAUCUCUGAUUUUUAAACCAGGAACAGGGUAUUCCCAGAGCCCCUUUUCCUCUGGGUCUGGCUCCUUCCAGUCCGGAAGCAGCGGAUAUCAGUCUGGAAGCAGCGGAUCUCAGCAAGGAAGCAGCGGAUCUCAGCAAGGAAGCAGCGGAUCUCAGUCAGGAGGCAGCAGCUCCCACUCCAGCAGCUCCCAGUCAGGAAGCAGCGGCUCCCAGUCAGGAAGCAGCAGUUAUCAGACAGGAAACAGCCAUUAUCAGACGGGAAGCAGCAGUUCCCGAUGGGUAAGCAGCAGCUCUCAGUCUGGAAGCUCAGGAGGCAGCACCCGGGAGGGACCAGGAAGUGGCUCUGCUCUGCCAGUUGAUGACAACUCUUCCCGCCAGACCUCAGGCACCUUCCAGUCUGGAGGCUCUUACACUUCCCACAGCUCCGUGGUGUCUAGCAGCAUCUCCAACCAGCGGCCCUGUAGCUCCAACGUGCCCGACUCUCCCUGCAGUGGGGGUCCUGUCGUCACACACUCGGGGCCCUACAUCUCCAGCUCCCACACCGUCUCGGGCGGGCAGAGGCCUGUAGUGGUAGUGGUGGAGCAACACGGCUCCGGUGGCCCUGGAGGGUUUCAAGGCAUGCCCUGUAGCAACGGCGGCCCCUCGGGCAAGCCCUGUCCUCCCAUCACCUCUAUCCAGAAACCCAAUGGCGGCUACGAGGUAGUGGGAGGCUCCGCCAACAGUUACCUGGUCCCAGGCAUGACCUACAGUGGGGGUAAAAUUUACCCCGUGGGCUACUUCACCAAGGAAAACCCUGUCAAGGGCUCACCAGGGGCCCCCUCCUUUGCGGCUGGACCCCCAGUCUCGGAGGGCAAGUACUUCUCCGGCAAUCCCAUCAUCCCCAGCUACAGUUCUUCCAGUUCCAAUGCCUACCCAGCCUCGGGCAUCGUGUUCCAGCCCGUGGGCAGUGGCGGGGUCCAGCCCUGUGGUGUCGGUUCUAAGGGGCCUUGCUCUGGUUCGAGAAUUCAGAUCACUUCCAGCAGCUCCUCUACCUCCUUCCACCCCUGCGGCAGCGGUGCUUCCCAGGGGCCCUGCUCCCCACCAGGCACCGGCUCCAUCGGUGGGGGAAGCUCCUCCCUCUCCACCGGCAAAAUUAUCCUCCAGCCCUGCGGCAGCAAGUCUAGCUCUUCCGGCUACCCCUGCCUUUCCGUUUCCUCCUCCACACAGAAUGGAGGUCUGAAUGGCUCUCCUCAGUCUGUCCCCACCGUGGUGGUCAAGCCUUGUGGUCUCAACAGCCCUGGAAGGGUGCCCUGCCGUUCCAUCCGGGACAUUCUGGCUCAAGUGAAGCCUUUGGGGCCCCAGUUAGCAGAUCCGGAAGUUUUCCUGCCACAGGGAGAGCCACUUGACAAACCUUAA
Myodes glareolus (Bank vole) is the source of this 1711-nucleotide messenger RNA. RefSeq names its product corneodesmosin (gene Cdsn). NCBI's taxonomy places the organism in Eukaryota, Metazoa, Chordata, Mammalia, Rodentia, Cricetidae. Gene Ontology annotation, molecular function: protein homodimerization activity. The record is from RefSeq and is a predicted model, not a curated record. Gene Ontology annotation, biological process: skin morphogenesis; cell-cell adhesion.